AAAAUGGCGGCGCCCAUGAAAACACCCUCCUGUAGAAUCGGUCCAUCUAUUUUGAAUGCAGAUCUCUCUGAACUAGCUUCAGAAUGUCAGAGAAUGAUGGACAGCGGAGCAGAUUAUUUGCACUUGGACGUUAUGGAUGGACAGUUCGUUCCUAACUUAACGUUUGGUCACCCUGUUGUAAAAUGUCUCCGGCCCAAACUUCCGGGAGUUUUCUUUGACAUGCACAUGAUGGUCCAGAAACCUGAGCAAUGGAUUGAGGGAAUGCAUGAUGCAGGUGCUGAUCAAUACACAUUUCAUUAUGAAGCAACAGAUGACCCGACAGGGUGUAUCAGGAAAAUAAGAGAAGCUGGAAUGAAGGCCGGAAUUGGAAUCAAGCCAAACACUGCUGUAGAUGUGCUAGUUCCCCUAGUUGACUUGGUGGACAUGGUCCUCAUCAUGACAGUAGAACCAGGUUUUGGUGGACAAAAGUUCAUGCAAGAUAUGAUGCCAAAGGUUCAGUUUUUGAGAGAGAACUUCAAAGGCGUAGAUAUCGAGGUUGAUGGAGGGGUUGGACCUGGAACCAUCCAGCACUGUGCAGAGGCUGGUGCUAAUAUGAUUGUGUCAGGAAGUGCUGUAGUGAAGAGUGACAAUCCAAGGGAGACAAUGCGACAUAUGAGGGACAUUGUGGAAGACUCUAUACAAAAAUCUCUUCUGGAAAGAUAAUUGUAUGUGUAUAGGUCUUACAAAUCUACAGGACGAAGUGAUCAAUCAAUAGUUGUUUUUAAUGAAAAUGAAAAAAAAAAAAAAAAAUCCCAUGAAUUGAUCUGAUGUUACACCUCUAUAUA
This is a messenger RNA of Pecten maximus, 824 nucleotides long. RefSeq names its product ribulose-phosphate 3-epimerase-like. NCBI's taxonomy places the organism in Eukaryota, Metazoa, Mollusca, Bivalvia, Pectinida, Pectinidae. The transcript is spliced from 5 exons. Bases 4 to 702 code for a protein of 232 amino acids. Gene Ontology annotation, cellular component: cytosol. The record is from RefSeq and is a predicted model, not a curated record. Gene Ontology annotation, biological process: pentose-phosphate shunt, non-oxidative branch; pentose-phosphate shunt; carbohydrate metabolic process. Gene Ontology annotation, molecular function: D-ribulose-phosphate 3-epimerase activity; metal ion binding.